Messenger RNA from Fusarium proliferatum ET1, 387 nucleotides. RefSeq lists its product as uncharacterized. The record is from RefSeq and is a predicted model, not a curated record. Gene Ontology annotation, cellular component: mitochondrial inner membrane peptidase complex. Bases 1 to 387 code for a protein of 128 amino acids. The transcript is spliced from 2 exons. NCBI's taxonomy places the organism in Eukaryota, Fungi, Ascomycota, Sordariomycetes, Hypocreales, Nectriaceae.
AUGGGCUAUCCGUGCCAAGUCUUUCACGCUUCAGAGCUUCCUGAGCGCGUGCAGACCAACCUAGGCGGCCGGAAGCGCAAAUUGGAUAAAGGGUCCAAUAAUGUCGAGCUCUCUGGAUGCGAACUUGUCGAGAUGCUGCAGUAUAAGUGCGAAAUCAAAGAGCCCGUCAAGCCGGAUAGUCCUGUACAAUGCUUUGCGAUUGAGCGAUUGUUCCGGAAAUGUAGAGAUAAAAAGGGCUCUUUUAUGGUCGAAACGACGGCUUGGGAGGGCAAAGAGUAUCCUCCGGCGGGGCAGAGAAGCGAUGACGGAAAACACAACAGAGACAGGGCAUCUCCUCAGCACUAUCACUGGUCGUCAAGUUGGCACGCGCCAGACGCAGCACGAUGA